AUAAUGCAUGUUAUACAAGAUGUAAGAAAAAAAAACAAGAAUGUGAGAUACAAGGCUGGUUGUAAGCUGUUCCCGGCAGUAUUGUUACACGUGUCAAUCCAUAUUUUUGUAAAAAUGUCUUCUGGUGGUUGGGAGGUCGUCGGAAAAAAUAAGAAGGAUAAGAAUCUUAGUCGGACUAAUAAACUGAGCAAGGCAGAAAAGAAGAAAUUUAUCGAAAAUGCACCAAAAGUUGAGGAUUUCCUACCUUUGGACCAAGUGAAGACUCUUUACGAUAAUUUGAAUGGAAAUAAUAAGGAGAACAAGAAACCUUCAAAGGGGAAAGAAAGCAAAACCAAGGAAAAUGAGGAGAAAAAGAAGCAGCAAAAGCAACAGCAACAGCAGGUUGAAAAGAAAAAGGAGGCUCCGAAAGAAAAACAACCAAAAUCUAUAGAAGAAGCCCUCAAAUUGAUUAACGCAGCUGAAUUGGAAGACAUUCUGACAACAGGGCAGGCACGAUUUCCUGGUGCGCCUUUAAUCUGGUUAAAAGACCUAGUCGCAUUCUUGAACAAGAAAAUUCCCCUGGAAGCGAUUGAUCCAGUCUUUGCUGACAAGCCCGAGGAUUAUCCAGCAAGUGUAGUUCCAAAACCAGUCCGAGUCAUUUUAGAAAAAGCAAUCGAAAUCAGCGGAUCGCAGAAUGUUCAGCUCUUCUAUGAAUUUAAUUUGACUGCAAUGGCGACCGAUAUCGUCAAAAGCUCACCUGUGGUUGGCUACAAAAUAUUUAUACAGCUCUUGGCAAGAUUCAAUCCUGAAAUGACAAUAACGAGUAUUCCUAAAUUAGUAACACUCCGAAAUUCUUAUCAGAAUAGAAAGCCCAUAGGUUUAUCCUUAAUUUGGGCGCUUUCCCAAAGUGGAAAAGAAAAUUUAACUGUCGGAUUGUCGGUUUGGCACCAUGUGAUGGCUCCUAUGCUGGAAGCCAAAAAUUAUGCUAGUUAUGUUUCGCAAAUACUCAAAGAUUUAAUAUCCCAAAACACAAAUGUAAAGAGCAUCGACGUGAAAGCAGAAUUUUAUUUAAAUAUUGUGGAUGAUGUUAUUUCUGGAAAAAUUAACAUUGGGCCUGUUUACGUAAAUGAAAUCAGACCAUCAAUUGAUAAGUUAAGAGAAAUGGUAUUCAAAUCUACAAAUCUAAAAUGUCGGUCGUUAUUUGAAACACUGAUGGCAAAACUAACACCGAAGUCUAGUGUAAAUUACAGAGAAGAACUUGUGCAGGCACUGGUGGCUUGCUUAAUUAAAGAUUCGCAAUGUCUGGGCGUUUGGAAAACUUUGUACAGUAAAAAUUUAUACCAGUCUGACUUGCUUCUAAAGAAUAUUAGUUCCCAUUGGAAUACUUUGAAGGGAAUUAAUAGAAACAAUUCAUUUUUGGAGUUGAUUGAGGCAUUACAAUUAACGCACAAGAAAACUAAAAAGAACAAAGAUAUCCUCGCAGGAGAAUGCAACAAAACGUGUGAAGAACUCGUGAAGAAAAUGACUGCGUCAUCGAGUAAAGGCUUCCCUUGGAAAAAAGGAAGUUUCAUUUUAUUACUCCUUAUUGGUGCUAUUUUGGCGUUUGAUUGCCGCAAAAACGGAUCUUUCGAAGCAUCUAGUACAAACAAAUUCUUGAGACACAGCGGCGUUCUGUCCUGCAGUCAGAAAGUUUGGGCAUCAACAAAGUCGUACUCGCAAAAUGGACUGAAGUACAUUGAAGCCAGUUUUCCAGACUAUUACAAAGCAACUGUAGAAUUGACCGCACCCUACAUUAAACUUGGAGGCGACGUCUACACCGUAGCUAAGAAUGUUUCAAUUAAAUUGUACGAAAAUGCUGCUACCUACGUGAUGGAAAAAACACCCGUGGUUGUUGCGAUUAUCGAGCACUAUGCACCUGGCAUGUUGGCAGCAGUUCAAGAGCAAAGCAUAAAGGGAAUUGAGCUGAUCAAGAAAUCCUCGGCCUAUAUCUGUGAGCAGGUCGUCGACCGAUCUGUGAUGGGCGUUAAGUGGCUGGAGACGAACGUUUUCGUAGGAAAACUGAGCCCGAAAAGUCUACAGAGCUAUGCGAGUCAGGCAAUCGGCACGACACAAUCGUUGGCCAGUCAAACGUACGAUUGGCUGUAUGAGAAGGUGCAAACGCUGUCUAAAGUUCAGUGAACGAAUAAGGUCUGCUUCGCUGUAGCGACUAUUCAGUCGACUGCCGAACCAUUCCAUACCUCAGCAUUUAUUCGUCAGAAUACAGGCGGUUGAAGGUUUAUACGUUUUAUCAUAAUUAUUGCGGUCUUUUUACCUGUGAUAUUCCAAGAAUAAAUACGCCGCAGUCUUCUUCUUGACACUCCAGCGUAUCUCCUCAAUGGAUGUCUGGCGUCACCCAAAAACCUUUUGUUUUUCAAACACACUAUGGCGAAACGAAUCUUCACUUCUAACCAAGUGCCAUUUUAGUUCGACUAUCAUGGAAUCCUCGCGCGAAAUACGGCUCCAAUCAUACUAUUUUGUAUAUUCAUGGGUGUACUUUGUUUUAGAAUAUGAUUGAAAAAACUCUAAAAUAAAUGACUUUUCAUAAAAAGAAACAUACAAAAGAUGAAA
Messenger RNA from Belonocnema kinseyi, 2586 nucleotides. It is a transcript of the gene Tmem214, whose product is annotated as transmembrane protein 214-B. The record is from RefSeq and is a predicted model, not a curated record. Bases 4 to 2157 code for a protein of 717 amino acids. The transcript has 10 exons. Gene Ontology annotation, cellular component: endoplasmic reticulum; Golgi apparatus. Lineage: Eukaryota; Metazoa; Arthropoda; Insecta; Hymenoptera; Cynipidae.